CCGCGCUGCUCCAACGCGACGCACGACGCACGACGCAGCGAGUAACGGACAACUCAUCGACCAAUCGACACCACACAGAUUCUUCUCUAACAUUAUACUUCUACCAUUUCUUCAAAUAAUCGCCUUUGAUUUGUUACUCUCUCUCAACAAUCAUGACAUGAGGAGGACCAUCCCUCCUCUCCUGCAGUCGGUUCGUUCAGACGCAGCUGGACCCGCUUGUGUUCCUCAGAGGAGAUAGAUGACAAUCUGGAGUUUAAGCGUCAAAACUUUGGUCAGAAAAUGUUGAUCGUGGUCUCAGUAGCUCGUGGGAAAAGCCGGUUUCACGUGUAGAACAAAUCGCGAGGAGAGAAAAAAAAAAAGUCUGGGUUGAUUUUUCCACAACGGAAAUGAGCUCAGCUCCACCACUGCAGCCUGGAUCUGAAACAUGGUCGAUGUGACUCCGAGCAGAUCUAAAAGCUCUGAUUUCUGGAUAAAUACGGCUCGUGUUUGAUCGAUGGGAAGAUGUUUGCAGGACUGAUGGGGUUUGAAUGUCGCAGUAACUCUCUGCUGCACCUCCGAGAAGUCAUGGAAGGUGGCCGGGCGUCAGGGACAGCUGGCAGCUCCGGCCGUAAGAGGUUCCACCGACGACCGGGGUACAUGAGAGGAGAGCCGUCCAGACUGCAGAGCAUGUCUCAGGAGCAGGAGGAGGAGGAGGAGGAGGAGGAAGGGAACACAACGGGCAUUAGAAAAUCUGGACGUCACACUGACAUCACACCUGCUGUCAAAGUGUCCUCACAGACUGACAAACCUUCAUGUAGCACCCGGAGGAGUAAGAGUUUUCUCUGCUCUGGGACUCGUCCUCUGUCUCCCAAAGCAUGCAGGGAAAUGAACGGUACAUCAGGCCAGGAUGAACUCAGGUUAAGCCGGAGUCCAGCACCUCCACAGUCCUCCACACAGGACUCCUUUAACUCCAGUUUUAGUUUCAUCCGAGAGUCUCUAAACUCAACUUCAACCCCGUCACAGGAACCAGAAGCACUAAGUCAUUCCACUAAAGCACAGAGUUCACCUCAAACUAAACCAGCAGCCUUAACCACUGAGCACAACGUCUCGAGGCAGACCAGUUCUGUCCAAUCAGAGGCGUCCUCCGAGCGGGACGAGCUGUCGUCAGGCGGGAGGUUUUGGCGGGAGAGUCUGUGGGUAAACAGGGAGGUGACGUCUGACCUCCCUGACUGUGACUCUCACUCUGUGGACAUAGACAUCACCUCGUCGCUCUCCGUGGACUCAGACACAGCCUCCGCCUCCUCCGUCACCUCUGGCUAUGAGAGUGCCACGCCCGUCUGCGACCAUGGCGUGGACAACCUGGUGAAGAAGUACGAGGGCGUGCUGCAGGACUGUCUGCAGAACAACCGGACACACACUAAGAUCGAGUCCAUGAUGUUGAAGCUGCAGAGACUCCAGCAGAAAGCCAUUUUGGAUGACGACUAUGACGCAGCUGAGCGUUUCAGGAAGAAGCUGGAGGAGCUGUGCAGAGAGAGAGGAGCUCUGAAGCUCGGUCUCCCCUCCACUCAGCCCAGCGUGGCUCUGUUCCUGCAGCGCCUCACACAGGUGGUGCACAGCGCCCUCCAGAGGACAGACUGCAGCCACUGCAGGGACGGGACGGAUCCUGAUCCAGGGGCCGAUCUGAGGGACUCUCUGCAGGGUCCACUGCAUCGAAGAGGUCGUCUGAUUCAAGAGAAACGGCAGCUGGAGGAGGAGAUGCUGGAGCUGCAGCAACGGCUGGCGGAGCUGAAGGAUCGCCGUGUGCAGCUGGAGCAGCAGAUCCAGCAGGAGGAGCAGCGGGCGGAGGCCGAGGAGCUGGAGGGCUCGGUGCUGAGGAGCUGCAGCGUGGAGCAGCUCCGAGACAUGAGCUGCACCCUGCAGGAGCUCGUCUCCUCCGAGAGCCGCACGCAGAUCUCCGUCUCUCCUCCUCCCUCCGUCAUCAGACUCCAGGAACAGGAGCAGGCGCUGAAUCUGUCCAUCAAGGAAGCAACUGCUAAAGUGGUCAUGAGUCAGAGGCUGGGCAGCAGCCUGAGGAGGAAAGUCAGCGAGACUGAAACUCAGCUUUUAACGCUGCAUGAAGCAAAGCUGGCGUCCAUCUCAGGUAAUGACUUCAGCAGUGCCAAGGAGCUGAAGGCGGAGAUGAAGGCGGUGUACCUGGAGCGGGACCGGCUGGAGGCGCUGGCCAAGCGUCUGCACAGCCUGAGCGCCGGGAGCAGCCAGGAGCUGAGCAGGAUGAAGGAGCAGAGGCAGCAGCUGAGGCAGGAGCUGGAGCAGAGAGAGGCCGUGCACGAGAGCUGUCUGAAAGAAAACACCUCCAGGUACAUGAAGCUGCUGGAGGACAGACUGCACAGCUGUGGCUGUCCUGGUCUGGAGCGGAUCUGGGAGGCCGACCUGGAGGCGUGUCACCUGUUCCUGCGGGGUCUCCAGCUGAGGACCCCGAGCUGCAGCGGAGCGGACAUGGAGGACCGCCCCUCUGCAGCGGCUUGUCCUCUGACCCCGCAGAGCACCAAAGAAGAAGAAGAAGAAGAAGACUGCGCCAUGCUGACGGCGUUGGGUGGGCGUUGGUGUCCCGAGGCAAACUUACAGAACUCCGAGUUCACGAAGAAGCUGGAGGAGUUUUUGUUCUGCAUGGAGGAGAGUCAGCCCGAGGACGUCUGUGGAGAGUCUGAGGCUGCAGACCUGACGGAGCGCUGUGAGCUGAUCAGUGACAGACUCCUGACCUUGGAAGACGAAUUACAGACGGCCAUACUGAACCGGGAUCAGGCUCUCACCCAGUCGCUAGAAAAGGAGGUUCAGGAAGUCAAAGCCACUUUACAAACGAUGCUCGCACAGCUCAAAGAGGAAGACGAGGAAGAGGAGGAGGAGCUACAAGACGAUGACCUCAUGAAAAAUGAGACUGACGAGGAAGAAGAAGAAGAAGAGGAAGAGGAUAAGGAAGAUGAAGAAGAGGAUCAGUACUUCAGUGACAGCUGGGGCAUUUGAAAUGGAUGCUUACACACACACACACACACACACACACACACACACACACACACACACACACACACACACA
This is a messenger RNA of Labrus bergylta (ballan wrasse), 3070 nucleotides long. NCBI's taxonomy places the organism in Eukaryota, Metazoa, Chordata, Actinopteri, Labriformes, Labridae. The record is from RefSeq and is a predicted model, not a curated record.